AUGAGAAUUAAGAAGAAGAACGUUAGUGGUAACGCCCGGAACUUUGUGACCCGUUCGCAAGCGGUCCGCAAGCUGCAGAUCUCGCUCGCAGACUUCAGAAGACUAUGUAUCUUCAAAGGAAUCUACCCUCGUGAACCACGUAACAAGAAAAAGGCCAACAAAGGCUCAACAGCUCCUACAACGUUUUACUACUUCAAGGAUAUCCAAUAUUUGAUGCAUGAGCCUGUCUUGGAACGUUUCCGUGAACAUAAGACUUUUGCCAAAAAACUGACGAAAGCCCUGGGCAGAGGUGAAGUCUCUGCUGCCAAGAGGCUCGAAACCAACCAUGCGGGCUAUAAGCUCGAUCAUAUCAUCAAGGAAAGAUACCCAAGCUUUUCGGAUGCACUUGGAGACAUUGACGACGCUUUGAACAUGUUGUUUUUGUUUGCCAAUUUGCCAGCCUCCGACCAAGUAUCUGCUCGUGUUACUCAAGACGCACAAACCAUUUGUAACCAAUGGUUGGCUUAUGUGUCCCGUGAGAGAGCUGUCCGUAAAGUGUUUGUUUCCAUCAAAGGUGUCUACUACCAAGCCUCUGUCAAGGGAGAAGACGUGAGAUGGCUUGUACCUUACAAGUUUCCUGAGAAUGUUCCUAGCGAUGUUGAUUUCAGAAUCAUGCUUACGUUCCUUGAAUUCUAUUCUACGCUCAUGCACUUUGUGCUUUUCAAGCUUUACACUGACUCGGGUCUCUCUUACCCACCAAAAUUGGAUCUGGCUAAGAACAAAAUUAUCGGUGGAUUGAGCGCCUAUCUCCUGGAAAGUAACGAGGAAUCAUCAACGCUAACUGCUCCACAACUUUCUCAGAACUCAUCGGAAGUAAAGGCUCUAGACUCUUCUGCUUUGUCUUCGGCUCUAAAGGCGGACAAUGUCCGUGACGGCAGCGAGGAAGAUCAGAACCAAGAUGAAGACGACGAAGAAGUUGCAGAGGAGGAAAACGCGCUUGAUACUUUUGAGGACAAAAACAAGAACAAGGGUGAUACUUUGGUGCAGCCUAGCGAGUACGACUCGCCUGCCGCCAUUCUAUUCUCUGACUUUGUUUUCUACAUCUCUAGAGAGGUCCCAGUGGAUAUACUUGAGUUCUUGAUUCUGUCUUGUGGCGGUUCGGUAAUUUGUGAAGCUGCUUUGGACCAGCUAGACUCCAUCAAAGAUAUCGAUUUGUCGAAGGUCACCCAUCAAAUUGUAGAUAGGCCAGUUUUGAAAAACAAGGUUGCUGCAAGAACAUAUCUGCAACCUCAAUGGGUUUUCGAUUCCAUCAACAAGGGUGAGCUGUUAUCUGUGAACAAAUACCUACCCGGUGAAGCUCUACCGCCACAUUUGUCUCCAUGGGGUGACGCUGGUGGAUACGAUCCAGAAGCCGAACCUGUUGAAGGCGAAAGCGAAGAAGAAGAAGAAGAAGAGGUUGAAGAAGAUGAAGAAGAGAACAGUAGCGUGGAAGAUGCUCCAGAUGCUGAAGAAGAUGUCGAUGAGGAAAGCGACGAGGAGUUGGCGGUGCAAAAGGAACUUGAACUUGAAGCGAAGGGUAUUCCUUACUCCGACGCCAAGGACCAGCAGAAGGAAGAAAAGAAACCUAAGAAGUCCGCGAAACGUAAGGUCACUGAAGAAGAAGAAGAAAAGGAUUUGAAAACUAUCAUGAUGAGCAACAAACAACGGAAGCUUUACAAAAAGAUGAAAUACUCAAAUGAAAAGAAGGACGAUCGUGUUGAAAAGCUAAAGCAGAAAAAGAAAGCAAUUGCUAAGGCCAAGUCGAAGUUGAAUAAUCUUGAAAAGUAA
Molecule: messenger RNA, 1806 nt
Organism: Lachancea sp. 'fantastica'
Lineage: Eukaryota; Fungi; Ascomycota; Saccharomycetes; Saccharomycetales; Saccharomycetaceae
Source: the annotation of a GenBank genome assembly